Messenger RNA from Lithohypha guttulata, 2439 nucleotides. It is a transcript of the gene ORC4, whose product is annotated as origin recognition complex subunit 4. The record is from RefSeq and is a predicted model, not a curated record. Gene Ontology annotation, biological process: DNA replication; DNA replication initiation. The transcript has 2 exons. Gene Ontology annotation, molecular function: DNA replication origin binding. NCBI's taxonomy places the organism in Eukaryota, Fungi, Ascomycota, Eurotiomycetes, Chaetothyriales, Trichomeriaceae. The coding region runs from base 1 to 2439 and encodes 812 amino acids. Gene Ontology annotation, cellular component: nucleus; nuclear origin of replication recognition complex.
AUGUCCUCUGACUUCGACCCAUCUCCUCGAGCAUCGAAACGCAGACGCACUGGAAGGUACGGCAGUCAAAGGACUUUGUUGGCAGAUCCUGUGCCGCAGAUACGACAUGUUAGCAGCCAGAUCACUACGGAGGAGAAUGAGGACAGCGUCAACCUCGAAGGAGAUCAGUCUGACGAUAAUGAAGUGAACACUCCCUCAAGAUCGACUCGAAAAAGUGGAAACAGGAGUGCAACAUCACGACGGAAAGCGAACCGGGUGGACAACGUGGACUCUCAUAUCUCGGAAGAAGACGUACUGUCUCGAAGCGAUACACCUUCUACAACUCGAUCUCUACGAGUCACGAGAACUCGUCGCAGCCAGCAGAGUCCUAUUGAUCGCAAUGUUGCAGAUCGCAAGUCAGAGGACGUUGCUAAUGGAAACAAUACCAACGAGCUCAACGGCGAAUCAGCUGCAGACCAGAACGAGGAUGAGCACGAUGGACAAGGGACGCCUCAGCCACGAUCUAGCGGCAGGCAAAGGCGACCUCCGAAACGAUUACUAGAGACUAUGGAACAGGAUAAACCUACAAAGCGUUCAGGACGCUCGACUACACAGACCUCGCGAGAGCCGACCGAAUCUGCGCCAGCCUCUCCUGCCCUGAAAGGUAUCCUGACACCUUCCAGAAAGCAGAAACGAGGAGUGCGGAAAUCUGUCAUCUUUGAUCAGGAUGAAAAGGAAAUCGAAGAACAACUUGGUUUCAGAGACAUUGAGACUCCUGCGUUCAAGAAACUGCCGAAAAGGGCUACACCACAUCCGAAGAAGUCGAAGGCUGUUGAGCAUAAUGAUGCAACACAGAGUGCUAUGGUCGAAGAGGAGGAUCAGGAGGAAGAUCACGAUGAUGUGCUAGAAGACAUGCUUCUCGAUGAGCCAUCAGCCACCGUACCCGUCCCCGAACUACCACAUACAGAGACCUUUUCUACGCAAAGUUUAGUGCAGAAUGCCCCUGACCUACAAGCAAUAAAACACAUUGUGCUCUCUCGACUCACAUCCAGCUCUCUACCAUCCCAACCUCCCGCCCACCUCCAGUCACAAUACACACAACUUCACUCCUUACUCAAAGCGACCAUUGAGUCCUCAGAAUCAAACUCCGUCCUCCUCCUAGGCCCUCACGGCGUUGGCAAAUCCCUACUCCUAGACUUAGCACUCUCCGACCUCUCUUCCACAUACUUCAACAACUUCCACACCGUCCACCUGAAUGGCUUCAUCCAAACCGACGAUCGCCAGGCCUUACGUGAAAUCUGGCGCCAGCUGGGACACUCCCGCAAUCUCGAGGAACGAGAGACGGAAGACAUUGGCGCCAGCUACGCAGAUACCAUGGCGAGUCUACUUAGUCUCCUCAGCCACCCUGACGAGAUGAUGGAUGAUGACACAGAGACGGAAAACAACAACAGAGCACAAAUUACCACAAGCAAAAGCAUAGUUUUCAUUCUCGAUGAAUUCGACCUCUUCACCACGCAUCCUCGACAGACGCUACUGUACAAUCUAUUUGAUAUCGCGCAGAGCCGGAAGGCUCCGAUUGUGGUUGUGGGAUGUAGUUGUCGGAUGGAUGUGAUUGAGUGUCUGGAGAAGAGGGUCAAAUCACGGUUUAGUCAUCGCUGGGUACUUGUGCCGGGAUGCAGGACUUUGGGAGAGUGGCAGGAGGAAGUUAGGAGAGCGCUUGUGGUUGGGGAGGAGGAGAGGGCGAGGAUGGGGGUGGUGGAGCAGAAGUGUGCUGAGCAGUGGAACGUGUAUAUUGAGGCAACAUUUCUGCCGUCUGAGGAUACGCAAAAGUUGGUCAGAUCGCAUUUCUACUUUACGAAGUCGUUGCCAGACCUGUUCAUGGCCCUGUAUCCCUCGAUAGCGAUAUCACAGCCACCGUUUUCGACGAGGAAAGCUACUAACGACGCACGAAUGGUGGCAACAGGGGCGGCGCAACUUACAACACGAGGUCCAGAAUUAUCAGCUCCGCCUUCCAUCCUGGCAGUGCUGAUAACUUUACCAGUCCUGCAUCUGUCGCUACUGAUUUCAAUGUGCCGGCUCGAGACCAUCCAUACCCUGACCACCUCCAAUUUCAACCUGGUCUACACUCACUACACGGAGCUUGUUCAGACAUCGCGUCUGAAGCAAACUGCGUUUGGUAGCGUGACGCACUCGGGAACACUGAGGCAAUGGGGUAGGGAAACAUGUCGGGGAGCAUGGGAAGAGCUAGGAUUGUGGGGGAUGAUUGUGCCUGUUGUUGGUGCUAGGGAGGAUGAUGGCGGGAUGAGAGGUGGAGGAGCAGAGGUGGGGGACACGAGGUCGUGGCGGUCGGAGGUCGCGCUUGAAGAUGUGGCGUGGGCUAUUGGACAAAAGUUCGAGGACGAAGGUGGGUUUGGUGGAGGUGCAGGGGAAGUGCUGAGCAAGUGGUGUAGCGAAGUGUGA